This is a messenger RNA of Gorilla gorilla gorilla (western lowland gorilla), 3085 nucleotides long. RefSeq names its product zinc finger protein 526 (gene ZNF526). The record is from RefSeq and is a predicted model, not a curated record. Lineage: Eukaryota; Metazoa; Chordata; Mammalia; Primates; Hominidae. The coding region runs from base 437 to 2449 and encodes 670 amino acids. Gene Ontology annotation, biological process: regulation of transcription by RNA polymerase II. The transcript is spliced from 3 exons. Gene Ontology annotation, cellular component: nucleoplasm. Gene Ontology annotation, molecular function: DNA-binding transcription repressor activity, RNA polymerase II-specific; RNA polymerase II cis-regulatory region sequence-specific DNA binding.
UAGUGAGGGGUCCCACACGCCUGGAGCCGAGGGUCUGUGUCAAGAGCGGCAGGGGCUGCAGGAGAUAAGAGAAACGGGUGAGGGCGCCGCGCGGGGCUGGACUGGGAAGAGAACGCUGGGCGGACGGAGGGGGCGGAAGGAAAACUAAGGGGUCUGCAGGGAUCGAAGAGCCUUGGGGCCUGCGCUAGGGCGGGAGCGGCGCGGGCUGGAAGGAGAGCACUCCUUCCUGUGUGCCCUGGGGCUCCUUUAGUGUGCGGGAGCCUACGCUGGAACUCGCCCACCACCCACUGCUGCGAGCUCUCACCCUGCCGAGGAGCUGAGUCUGGCUGCCGUGGGGUGUGUGUAGGCUUCAGAGACAUGGGAUCAUGGAAGACUGAAGCAGAAACAGUGGAUUAAGACUUCCUGAGCGAUACAGGCUGGCACUGCCUUCCCCACAAUGGCAGAGGUGGUGGCUGAGGUGGCCGAGAUGCCAACACAGAUGUCACCAGGGGCAGUGGAGAUGUCAACACCUAUGUCGGCGGAGAUGAUGGAGAUGUCAACAGAAGUGACUGAGAUGACACCUGGGGAGGCCCUUGCCUCAUCCCUCUUCUUCCAGCAUCACCAGUUCAUGUGCUCUGAGUGUGGCAGCCUCUAUAACACACUGGAGGAAGUCCUCUCACACCAGGAGCAGCACAUGCUUGCUGUCUCAGAGGAGGAGGCACUGACCACACAGAAUGUUGGCCUGGAGCCGGAGCUGGUGCCGGGUGCUGAGGGGCCCUUCCAGUGUGGUGAAUGCAGCCAGCUCAUCCUCUCCCCUGGGGAGCUCCUGGCCCACCAGGAUGCCCACCUCCGAGAGUCUGCAAACCAGAUCCAAUACCAGUGCUGGGACUGCCAGGAGCUGUUCCCCUCGCCCGAGCUGUGGGUGGCUCAUCGAAAGGCCCAGCACCUUUCUGCUACGGUAGCUGAGCCACCAGUGCCACCUCCUUUGCCUCCCCCAACACCACUGCCUCCACCUUCUCCCCCAUCCGAAGUCAAGAUGGAGCCCUAUGAGUGUCCUGAGUGCUCUACCCUCUGCGCCACCCCUGAGGAGUUCUUGGAGCAUCAGGGCACCCACUUUGACUCCCUAGAGAAAGAGGAGCGCAAUGGGUUGGAGGAGGAGGAAGAGGACGAUGAGGAGGAUGAAGAAGAUGAUGAAGAGACAGAGGAUGAGGAGGCCAUGGCAGAGGUCGGUGAUGAUGCUGUGGGAGGUGAUGAGUCCACAGCUGGCUGGGCUCAGGGCUGCGGGGACUGUCCCCAGCACCAGCCCUCAGCAGGGGCUCGCCGGCAACACCGGCGGACGGCUCACAGCCCGGCAUCUGCCGCCCACCCCUUCCACUGCAGCCAGUGUCAGCGCAGUUUCAGCUCUGCCAACCGGCUGCAGGCUCAUGGGCGGGCCCAUGUUGGUGGCACACAUGAGUGUACAACCUGCUCCAAGGUCUUCAAGAAAGCAGCAUCGCUUGAGCAGCACUUGAGGCUGCAUCGCGGGGAAGCCCGCUACCUCUGUGUAGACUGUGGCCGCGGCUUUGGCACAGAACUCACGUUGGUGGCUCACCGGCGGGCCCACACUGCCAACCCAUUGCAUCGCUGUCGUUGCGGCAAGACGUUCAGCAACAUGACCAAGUUCCUCUACCACCGGCGCACUCACGCCGGCAAAAGCGGGGCACCUCCCACAGGAGCAACAGCUCCCCCAGCUCCAGCGGAGCCCACCCCUCCACCACCACCCCCUGCCCCACCUGCCCAGCUGCCAUGCCCACAGUGCUCCAAGUCCUUUGCCUCAGCUUCCCGGCUGUCCCGGCACCGGCGUGCAGUACACGGGCCCCCUGAACGGCGUCACCGCUGUGGGGUUUGUGGCAAGGGCUUCAAGAAGCUGAUCCACGUGCGCAACCACCUGCGGACACACACGGGUGAGAGGCCCUUCCAGUGCCACUCAUGUGGCAAGACCUUUGCUUCUUUGGCCAACCUCAGCCGCCACCAGCUGACCCACACGGGUGCACGUCCCUACCAGUGCCUGGACUGUGGCAAGCGCUUCACACAGAGCUCCAACCUGCAGCAGCACCGGCGGUUGCACUUGCGGCCAGUCGCCUUUGCCCGCGCCCCCCGCCUCCCCAUCACUGGUCUCUACAACAAGAGUCCCUACUACUGCGGGACUUGUGGCCGCUGGUUCCGCGCCAUGGCGGGCUUGCGACUGCAUCAGCGGGUCCAUGCCCGAGCUCGGACUUUGACGCUACAGCCUCCCAGAUCACCACCUCCUGCCCCACCCCCACCCCCAGAGCCUCAACAGACUAUCAUGUGCACAGAGCUGGGGGAGACCAUCGCCAUCAUUGAGACAUCCCAGCCACUGGCGCUUGAGGACACCCUGCAGCUGUGCCAGGCUGCACUGGGGGCCAGUGAAGCAGGCGGGCUCUUGCAGUUGGACACGGCCUUCGUGUGACACAGCUGAAAAGCAACAACAAAAGGGUUUGGUUGCAACAGCCAGUGUGGGUACCUCUGGGGAGAGAGGACCUCCUCUGGCAAACUGAUCUGGUACCCACCAUGUGCCAGGAUCCACCCUGGCCUCUUUUACCCACUGACUCCCCAGAACAACCCUUCCAGGCUUCUCUUGUCAUCUUUCUCUGCCUGAGGGGAAACUGAAGCUCUGAGAUGCGAUGUGAUCUGUACCAGGUCACCCAGCUAUGCUGCAAAGCGGGUUGGCCAAGGCCCUUUGCACUGCAUCACCCUGGUGCCCAGCAACAUCAGGUAACCUUCACUGAGCACCAAGCUUGUGCCAGGUCUGUGCUGGCCACUCUCAUAUACCUCUUCAGAUCCUCUGCUUGUACCCCCAGCCCUUGCCUUCCCUGGAUUUUGGGCACCCAGGACUUUGCUCUGCCUGGUGGAGGGUACUUGAUUUCUCUGGGCUUCCUUCAUCUCAAUUCUGACAGUGUGGAAGGAAAUCUGUAGGUACCCAGGUCCUUAGCUCCAGACUGGGUGAUGCUGGAGACCCAGGAGCAAGUCAGCACAGGCUCUGCCCACAGGAGGCAUGCACAAUCUGGUAGGAGAAACACACAAGUACAGAUAGCUUGCUCUCUGA